Strigops habroptila (Kakapo) is the source of this 1985-nucleotide messenger RNA. RefSeq names its product E3 ubiquitin-protein ligase TRIM7-like. Gene Ontology annotation, molecular function: protein binding. The transcript is spliced from 42 exons. The record is from RefSeq and is a predicted model, not a curated record. Lineage: Eukaryota; Metazoa; Chordata; Aves; Psittaciformes; Psittacidae. Bases 87 to 1766 code for a protein of 559 amino acids.
CGGGCCGCGGCCGCGGAGGGGCCCGGCGGCAGCUCCCGGUCGGCGGAGGCCUCGGAGGCGCUUCCCGUCGGGAAGCGAAGCGGCUGAUGGACUCGGGGAAAAGGAAUGCUGACCUCGAAGGAUGGGAUGCAAAGAUCAGACGCUUGACAGAGGACUCUGAGCAGGAUGAUGCUGAGCUGGAGGAAUGUGCCACCCAAAACGAGAUCGGUGAACUUGCAGCAGAACUCGCAGCCAGCCUGAGCUCCCAGCUGGAGGAACGGGACAGGAGAAUCAGCAAACUCAAGGCAGAGCUGGGGGAAUCCGAUGCCAAGAUCAAGGAACGCGAUAGGAAAACCACCAAACUCGCCGCCGAAGUCCGGCGGCUCACGGCUCUGCUGGGAGAGCGGGAUUCGAGGCUUCGGAAACUCACUGCAGAACUCGCAAAGUGCGACGCAACCAUCAGGGUCUUCACGGCGGAGCUGGGCGAGCAGCACACAAAAAUAGGGGAGCUCACCGCGGACAUCAGGGAAUGCAGCAGGAAGCUCCGUAAGUGCCUCCUGUGGACCCACGCCCGGAGUCGCGGCCCCGCGGAGGCGGCGGCAGCAGCUCCCGGCCCUGCUGCGGCGUCUCCUGUCUCUUUGCAGGGCAGCGCGCGGCGCAGCUCGAACCGACAUUCCCCGAAUCCCGCUGCCGAGCAGCACCGGGGAUCGGGUCCCGGCUCCAGGAGGAGCCUUUGGCAGAGCUGGGCCUUGGGCUCAUUUCUGCCUCUUGCUUUGCUGUUUGCAGAGGAGCGGGACGUGGCCAUCUUGGAAAAGGAAGCCGAGAUCCGGCACCUCAGGGAGCUGCUCGGUACGUGUCUCUCCUCCCUCCCGGGCCAUAAAUCCCAUGGGAAAAGGGCUGCUAAUGGUGAUAACCGGGAUUUCUUCCCGCUUGCAGAGAGCCAGGAUUCGGGAAUCCAGGAGCAGAGGGAGCAGGAAGCUGAUGGAUCUUCUGAGGAGCUCGAGGACGGUGACCUGGAAAGAGCCGAGCUCGCCGCGGAGCUGGAGGACCGGGAGAAGCAGAUAGGGGAAAUCACGGGAGAGCUUGCGGAGCGGAGCGCGCGCGUCGAGGAACUCACGGCGGAGCUGGGACAACGGGAUGCCCGGAUCGGCGACUUGUCCGCAGGGAUCGAGAGCCGCGAGAGGAGAAUCGAGGAACUCACAGCGGAGCUCGAGGAAUACAAAGCCAAAGCACGAAGGUGCCUCCGGGAGCACAGGAAGGAAGAGGAGACGAGGGCGGAGGUGACGCUGGACCCGGCCACGGCGCACCCUCGGCUGCUCGUGUCGCGGGACGAGCGGAGCGUGCGGUGGGAAUACGGGCUCCGGGAGCCCCCCGGCGCCGCCGAGCGCUUCGCCGCCGCUCCCUGCGUGCUGGGCCGCGAGGCCUUCUCCUCGGGGCGGCACUGCUGGGACGUGGACGUGGGCCAGGGCCAGCACUGCGCCAUCGGCGUCACCCGCGAGUCCUGCCCCCGGCAGGGACCCGUCGCCUUCAGCCCCGAGGAGGGCACCUGGGCCCUGCAGCAAUGGGGCUUCCAGAGCAGAGCCCUCACGUCGCCUCCCGUCACCCUGAGGCUGCCGCGGGUGCCGCGCAGGAUCCGCGUCUCCCUGGAUUAUGAGUGGGGAGAGGUGAGGUUCUUCGACGUGGAGAACCAAGCGCCCAUCUUCACCUUCCCGCGCGCCUCCUUCCGCGGCGAGCGGCUCCGGCCGUGGUUCUGGCUGGAGCUGGGCUCCAUCUCCCUGCUCCGGUGACUGUCCCGGAGGGGCAGGAAGGAUGGAAGCACCUUGGGAGCUCCGGGACGUCGCUGAUGGAUGCUGUGGUCCUCCCCAUCCAUGUCUCACCGCCCUUUGGUGGCGCCUUUUCCAUCCCUGCGUGCUCCAAGAACCUUCAUCCGUGUCUCCCACCCACCCACCGUGGGGCACCCAACGGGUGCUUCCUGAUGGACAAUAAACCACUUGAGACUCUCCAGA